GGAGCGGUCAGCCCCGCAACCAGCUGGCCAAAGGAAAUAACAAGGUUAGUAGCUCCUGUGAGGGUCCAGGGUCACGUCUCCCGUCGAGACUCCCCUCUGCAGGGGAGCGGUCAGCCCAGCAACCAGGCUGGCCAAAGGAACUCCACAAGCAAUAUUGAGCCCAGGCUGCUGUGGGAGCGAGUGGAGAAGCUGGUGCCUAGGCCUGGCAGUGGCAGCUCCUCAGGUUCCAGUAAUUCAGGUUCCCAGCCGGGAUCUCAGAGCGGCUCUGGGGAGCGGUUUCGCGUCAGAUCAUCUUCAAAAUCAGAGGGUUCCCCAUCACAAAGACAAGAAAAUGCCUCUAAGAAGCCUGAAGAGAAAAAGGAUGUUUUCAGACCAAGCAGGCCAGCUGGAGAAGUGGACCUCGCUGCUCUGGCCAAGGAGCUGCGUGCAGUUGAAGACCCUCGCCCUCCUCACAAAGUGACAGACUACUCCUCCUCCAGUGAAGAAUCAGGAACCACUGAUGAGGAGGAUGACGACUUGGAGCAAGAGGGAGCAGAUGAGUCCACCUCUGGUCCAGAAGACUCCAGGGCAACAUUGUCUAAGUUGAGUAACGGCGAAACUGAGUCCGUGAAGACGAUGAUUGUUCACGACGAUGUUGAGAGUGAUCCUGCUAUUACUCCCUCCAAGGAUGGCACUUUAAUUGUCCGGGAGAGCGCAGGUGACAAAAAGCGUCCCAGCCAUCCCGAGAGCAAUGGCUUUGCCGGUCGCAUUCACCUCUUGCCAGAUCUGAUUCAGCAAAGCCAUUCCUCCUCCUCCACCUCCUCCCCAUCCUCCAGCCAGCCGACUCCCUCCAUGUCCCCUCAGACUCCCCAGGACAAGCUUACUGCUAACGAGUGGGAUUUUUGCAUAGCACACAGUGCCACCCGAUUGCUGAAUGUUGUAAGUGCAGCAAGAAACUUUAAAGACAAAAAUAAAAUCUUAAACAUAUAUUUUUCUGCUCCCCACUUUCAAUUAGUUAUGUUUGUUUGCUGCAAAUGCCAAGGAUACAUUCUCCCAAAUUGUUUUAUUUUUGUUAUUUUAAAGUAAAGACAAAUCUUUACUAAAGUGAUUACAUUUUCCAAUAUCUGACAUAAUGUUUUAUAAUCAGGGCCUAAGAUAAAUGGUAGUUGGAUCCACACAAGAGCUUCAUCUUUAAUGACAAGGGCCACUUAUCCUGACUCCUCGAAGCACUUGCAGUCAAAUGAGGGUUUCAGCUAAUAUCUGUGCAGCUUUUGCAUGAGCAAAGAACCAUUAGAAUACCCCCAGUUGAGUGCUUUUAUAUGUAUAUUAAAACCAUUCGGUCUUGGUGGUUAGUAGUUUGUUCGACGUUGUGCUUGUUGCUUAGGCAAGUGGAUAUCGGUAAUUACACUCUUACUAUCUCCUUGUCUUUCUUGCAGCAGUUGAAAUUAAGUGACAUUGCUAGUAAAAGAUGUUUAGGGCGUGGUAAUCUUUUCUGUAUACCACAUUUCAGGUAACUUGUAUGCUUAUCUACUGUAGCUUGCAAAUUUCUCUUAUGAAUUGAUUAUUUUGUUUAAUGCCUUUUAAACACACCUCUUUAGCUUAAGGGAGGAAAGCAGUUACUGUAAAUAUUCAUUGUUUCCAUUAAAAAAAUAUUUGAAGGAUCACUAAUAGAAAUGAUAACUGUAGGGCAGUUGUAUCUAUGCCUUGGUGUUAAUUGACAAGGCUUCUUUAAUAUUUCACAGGAGGGUUAUGCACGUGUUUC
Molecule: messenger RNA, 1741 nt
Organism: Polyodon spathula (Mississippi paddlefish)
Lineage: Eukaryota; Metazoa; Chordata; Actinopteri; Acipenseriformes; Polyodontidae
Product: mitogen-activated protein kinase kinase kinase kinase 4-like
Exons: 8
Source: RefSeq, a predicted model, not a curated record